AUGGCGGACACCAGUAAACCAGACCAAGACCUGACUAGCGGAGGAGAAGACUUGCCGCCUUUGACGAAAGAAAAACCACCAGACGUUGUAAUCGAACAGGAAAACGAAAGCGAGAAAGAUGCGAGCGCAGUAAGUACCGCUAGUGGUAAAAUUCAAUCGUUACGUAAUAACAAGAAGUCAGCCAAGACUAGACUUACGAAAGCAAAGAAUCAGUUGAUUGAUCUACUGGGAAGUAACACAGUAACAGGAACUUUGCCGAGUAAAAACGCUGUUCGGAGAGCCAUUAACAAAAUCAAAGCAGAAUUAACUCUUAUUGAAAAAAUUGUCGCCAGUCUUAAAGAAGUUUAUGCACUGAACGAAAUUGCAGAGGCAGAUACAAUUAUUGAGUCACUUGACAAAGAGGCGGAUGAGAUAGUAGCGUCAGUUGACGAGGUUAUUGAGAAUGCUGAAAGACACGUGCAAGAAAGACUAGACAAGGGAGAGGAAGAGUCAGUUCUGCUUUCAAAUAAGUCACAGGCAAGUGAUGAUAAAGUCUCCUUAGCAUCAUCGUACGUAAAACAAAAACAGUUGGAAGCAAAACAAGCCAGUGAACGCCUUGCUCAAGUAGAAGAAGAGCAAAAACAAAAGGAGUUAGAGCUUGAAAAAAUAACUGCCGAAGUUCAGCUAGCCAAACAGCGGGCUGAAGAAGCAAGGAAGGUUGCUGCUCUGAAUAAACUGAGAGCAGAUGCAGCAGAGCGAGAGUCUGGCUUACUCAAUAAGGAUGACACUUCACUGGGCAUCUCCCGUUCCCCUGAUCUAGUUUAUGAAAAGAAUGCCUGUGGACCUGGCCAGUACCCUGGAAGAAUAGUACAAAGGAGCUUACCUGUCAAGCUGAAAGGUGUCGAUCUCCCUAAGUUCUCAGGAGAAGAUAAAGCUGAUUACGAGCCUUGGAGGGCUGCCUUUAUGUCUAUUGUUGAUAGAAUGGAUAUUCCUGUUGGUGAAAAAGUGUUACGUCUUCAAAGCAGUUUGACCGGAAAGGCCCUGACAUUGGUGAAAGACCUAGGAUACUCUAUCAAUGCCUACGAAAGAGCAAAGGAAAAACUCGAAAAGAAGUAUGGAGGGGAGAGGCGUUUGCAAAUUAAACACUUGACUGCUCUGCGUGGAUGGCAAAAAGUUCGACCCCGAAAUCUAGAAGAUAUGGAGAACUUUCAAGGUAUACUGGAAAGAGUUUGGAUAGCGCUGAAAGACUGUGGUCCAGGGCAAGAACUUCAAGGGCACAAUCUGAACCUCACAGCAAAGGAAAAGCUUUCAGAGGAGGAUGUGCAGGCUUACAAGCAUUGGCUUAUCGAUCAUUCCCUGGAAGACAGCUUCGAGUCACUCAUAGAAUGGGUAGAGAUCCGAGUGCAGAUUAUGGAAGAAGCAAGGGAAGAGACGAGUGGGUUCGGGAAAAGAAAAUCUGAUGAGCCAGAAGGACGAAGAAAUGGUUUUCGAAGUGAUCGAGUUCGUGGCAGAACCUUCAACACCAAAUCGAAGUCAAGAAGCUGUAUUGUGGAGACAUGUAAGCAGAACCAUCCUCCAUGGGUUUGCAAAGCCUUCAAAGAGUUACCUGUUCCAAAGAGAAAAGAGCUGAUUGGAAGUGCCAAGCGUUGUUACCGUUGUCUAGCUGCUGGUCAUCACAGCAAGGAAUGCCCUAACACGAAGCGAUGUGGAGUUGACGGAUGUCUCAGUACUCAUCAUAGCAGCUAUCUUCACGAAAAUACUUCCCAUCAACCGACGGACAGAUCACAAGGCCAACUACAUGUGGGCGCCUCGCCUUUCCGACUAGACGAACAGGCAAAUCCAGAAUCUAGAGCCCUACAGAAUGCAGGAGCAAGCAUGAAUGACCCGGCACCUCGAGAGCAGACCCACAAUACUAGCCAUGCUGAACAUGUGUCUUUGAUGAUUCUCCCAGCUCUGAUCAGCAAUGGAAAUAAAGGACUGAGGGUAAAUGUCAUGCUAGACCCAUGCUCCACAAGUUCCUACAUUUCUGAGGAGGCAGCUGAAGAGCUAGAGUUACAUGGACAGGAGUUGAAUCUGACGAUCGCAGGAACAGGAGGAGUAGAAGUCAAGACACGUUCACGCAGGGUUGAACUUACCGUGACAAACCUAGAUGGUACCUUUUCAAGUCCGUUGCAAGCCCAUGUCCUUGACAACAUUGCCGGCGAUACUCCAGCUAUUCGCUGGUCAGAACUGAAGGAUAAGUGGCCCCACCUUCGCCAAGUGCCAUUCAAAAGUGUAUCAAGACGGCGUCAGAUUGACAUCAUGAUUGGCAGUGAUCAUCCAGUCUUUCAUCAUGUACUGAAGGAAGCUUGUGGUGACCAACCAAAUGACCCCAUUGCGCGUUUGACAAAUUUGGGCUGGGUGUGCUUUGGUCCUACAUUGGUGGAAGAAUUCCGGCGUAACACUCAUUCCCACUUCACACGCACGUACCGCAGCAGUCAAGUCAAUAAGUCACCGCCUCCUGAUGACAUUCUGCGUGCAUUUUGGGAACUCGAAUCCCUGGGGAUCAUGGACAAGUCUGAACAACGGAUGACAGCAGAAGAGAGAGCGGCAGUCGCUCAAGUAUCUGAGACACUGGAGGUCAGGAAUGGGCGAUACAAAAUAGGAAUCCCCUGGAAAGAAGGCGAACCAAAGUUCACUAACAAUUAUGAUGUAGCUAUCGUGCGACUCAAAAGCCAGGAGAAGUCCCUCAAGCGAAAAGGCCCAGAGGUCAUGGAAGCCUACAACAAGAUCUUUCAAGACUAUGAGAAAAAGGACUACAUUCGUCAAGUACCCCAAUCUGAAGUUGAAAAGCAAUGGUUUCUCCCCCACUUUCCAGUGGUCAAAGAAGACAGAGUCACCACAAAAGUGCGCGUGGUCUUUGAUGCUGCGGCAAAGCAUGAUGGAAAGAGCUUGAAUGACGCCAUAUGGCCGGGACCAAAGCUUCAAAGAGACUUGGUUGAUGUGCUGACACGUUUCCGUCGUGCACCUAUAGCCCUGUCAGCUGACAUUUCUGAGAUGUUCUUACAAGUUGAACUGCAAGAGAAAGACCGUCCAUAUCACCGUUUCCUGUGGCGUGACUUCGACACUUCAAGAGAGCCUGACGUGUAUGAGUUUCAGCGACUGUUGUUUGGAAACACUGCUUCGCCAUUUUGUUCCCAGUAUGUUCUUCAGACCCAUGCCAAGACACACGCUUUAGACUUUCCUCAAGCAGCAAGCACCGUUGAAGACUCAAUGUAUGUGGAUGAUGUACUAGACUCCUGUGAGAUAGUUGAGAGUGCUCAACACCUGCGACGCCAGCUGUCUACCCUUUUGGCCAUGGCAGGCUUCAAGUUAAGGAAGUGGUCCUCCAAUGAACCAGUUGUAAUUGAAGACAUCCCGAAGGAAGACCGGCUACCUACCAUAGACUUAGACAAAGAUAUCUUGCCAAAGACCAAGACUCUUGGAGUCAUGUGGGAAGCUGAAAGAGAUGUCUUUACCUUCCAAGUGCAACAGCCACUCAUGAACAACAAAGCACAGACCAAGCGAAACGUACUUAGCGCUAUAGCCAGCCUGUUUGACCCACUUCAGUUCUUGGCACCAUUCACCGUGAGAGCAAAGGUCCUUAUGCAGGAGAUAUGGAUGGCUGGUGUUGAUUGGGAUGACGAAUUACCCGAGAACUUAAAAAUUAAGUGGGAGAAGUGGGUAUCAGAACUCCCACAACUGUCAAAUGUUGCUGUCCCUCGAUGUCUGCGUCGAGCAUACCCAGAGAACAUUGAACUACACCUAUUUUCAGAUGCUUCUAAUGACGCUUUCGCAUCAGUUGCCUAUUUAGUCUGUCGGUACCAGGAUAUCAGUCCGUCGUCACGCCUUAUCGCAUCAAAGUGUCGUGUGUCCCCAGUGAAAGCAAUGACAAUUCCCCGGUUAGAGCUUAUGGGUGCCAUCCUUUCAAGUCGUCUGGCCCAGAAUAUCCUGAAAGUGAUCUCCGUAGAUAGAACCAUCUUCUGGACUGACUCAGAGAAUGUGUGGUACUGGGUCCGCAAUCAAAGCCGUGAGUUCAAACCGUUUGUUGCCAACCGAAUCGGUGAAAUACAGCGAACGUCAAGUCCUGAGCAGUGGCGACACGUACCAGGAACAUUAAACCCAGCAGACCUGCCAACAAGGGGGCUUUCUGCCAUGGCCUUAGCCGAGAGUGAAGUUUGGAUGGAAGGACCAGCCUUCCUUAAAAAUGAUGAGUCAACCUGGCCAGCGGCACCACCCCCCAGAGAUAGCAUUAAGAAGAAUGAAGACUAUGAAAGACGAACGACAUCCAGAACACACGUGACCAACAGCCAUGCCAAUGUGAUCAUGGACCCAAACAGAUUCUCAAGCCUUAAGCGUCUGGUUCAUGUGACAGGAUGGGUUCAGCGAUUCCUGACCAACUGCAGACUUCCGAUGAAUUUACGAAGAAAGGAUCGAAUUCUCCUGCCAACCGAGAUAUCAGAAGCAGAGACGUUCUGGAUUAAGCAAGCCCAAGCCCAAGCCUUCCCUGGUGGAGAAAACGAGAGUUCGCUGACUCAAUUGAACCCUAAGAGUGAUGGUGAUAGGUUACUUCGAAUGGAUGGACGCUUGCGUUUUGCAGAUGAGCUUCCAUAUGAUACAAGGCACCCGAUCCUACUACCAAAGGACCACCCUGUAACAAAACUAGUUAUCGCUGACGCCCAUGAAAGACUCGGCCAUGGGGCUGGAGUAGAGCAAGUUCUAACUGAGUUAAGAAGCCGCUUCUGGAUUGUUAAAGGAAGGCGCAUGGUACGAAACGUAACCGAGGCUUGUGCUAAAUGUAGACGUCGUUUCACCAUGAAAAUAGGCCAUCAGAUGAUGGCCCCCUUACCCAAAUCGAGAUUGCAGUCUUCACUAAGGGCAUUUGAAAAGGUUGGUGUCGAUUAUGGAGGUCCAUUCUUGACAAAGCAAGGACGUGGUAGGACAAGAGCCAAACGUUACCUGUGUCUUUUCACUUGCCUUACAACCCGAGCUGUGCAUUUGGAAAUGUCCUACUCAUUAGACACUGACUCGUUUAUUAACGCAUUUACCCGGAUGACGUCAAGGAGGGGGACACCAACCUAUGUUAUCUCUGACAACGGAACCAACUUCGUUGGAGCAGAGCGCGAACUUCGAGAGUUGGUGGAGGCCCUUGACACCGACAGAAUCACGCAAGAAACCAGCAAAUAUCACCCAAUUGACUGGAAGUUUAACCCUCCGUGUGCCCCCCAUUUUGGUGGUGUAUUUGAAGCAUUGAUCAAGAGUGCGAAGAAGGCAAUCAAAGCUAUCCUUGGAGACGCAGAUGUUACUGACGAAGAGCUUCACACAGCAAUCUGUGGUGCGGAACGAUUGUUGAAUUCUAGACCAAUUACUUAUGUCAGCUCAGAUCCCAAUGACCCUUCGCCGCUCACUCCACGCCAUUUUCUUGUUGGAGAGAUUGGAGGACCGUUUGCCCCAGAGGCACUUGACCACGAACAAACCUACAACCCUAGGAAACGGUGGCACCGCGUGCAGCAGCUUCUAGGACAGUUCUGGAAACGCUGGAGAAAGGAGUUCCUGCCCAACCUUAAUGUCAGGAAGAAAUGGUUUCAUCCAAGACACAAUUUGAAGGAAGGUGAUGUUGUACUGAUUGUAGAGCCAAACGCCAGCAGAGGAGAGUGGCCUCUCGGCCGUGUGAUUGAAGCAUACCCUGGUGAUGAUGGUCUAGUGAGAGUUGUAAAAGUCAAGGCAAAGAACAAGGAGUACUUGCGUCCUGUCCAUCGCCUGUGUCCACUGGAGUAUGUAGAAGACAGUGCUGAGGAGUGA
Molecule: messenger RNA, 5799 nt
Organism: Pocillopora verrucosa
Lineage: Eukaryota; Metazoa; Cnidaria; Anthozoa; Scleractinia; Pocilloporidae
Source: RefSeq, a predicted model, not a curated record